This is a messenger RNA of Ostertagia ostertagi, 243 nucleotides long. Lineage: Eukaryota; Metazoa; Nematoda; Chromadorea; Rhabditida; Trichostrongylidae. The record is from the annotation of a GenBank genome assembly.
AUGCGUAAACCAGGAGCGACCAGCUUUGGACACAUUAAUCGGGCAAUGACUUCAACUAUGGAAGCGCCUAUCUACGCUUCGGCAGACGGUUACGAAACGCCGAUCCAUCUGAAGACAACAACACGCAAGAUGAAAUCGGCGAUGAAACAUCAAGAACGAGCGAUAUCGUGCUGGCAGUUCGACGAAACUGAUCGCGGACCACCGCCACCACGGGGAAUGUACAGAAAUAUAGCGUAUUUUUGA